UUUUUUUGUUUGUUUGUUUGCGUGCGUGCGUGCGCGUGUGUGUGUGUGUGUGUGCUGCAGAGAGCGUCGACUCAAAUACACUCGAGGGAAUUCGUUCAGAUCAGUUCAGCACGGAGCAGCGGCGAGUUGAGCCUCCACGAAACAGUUACGGCUCAUUACGGCCAGCCAGAUGUGUGCAUAUGCCCUGGUGCAUUCUCGAGCCAGAAACUCAAGCGUUAUGUUGGACAAGUGACGUGUGAAGCGCAGCAAUAAAAAACAAACUAUACACAACAAUCAAUCAAUCAAUCAGUCAAUCAAUCAGUCAGUCAAUCAAACGAACAGUUCAUCAAUCAAAACGAAAAGACACAAAUCAAACGAAACGAAACUAAACACAACUCAAUCAGCAGUCAGUCAAUCAAUCAAACAGCCGCAAAAUGUUUGAUGUAUUCGGCUCCGUCAAGGGCCUACUGAAAAUCGAUCAGGUGUGCAUCGAUAACAAUGUCUUCCGCAUGCACUACAAGGCGACGGUCAUCAUCCUGAUCGCCUUCUCUUUGCUGGUCACCUCGCGUCAAUAUAUUGGCGAUCCGAUCGAUUGCAUCGUGGACGAGAUACCGCUGGGCGUUAUGGACACCUAUUGCUGGAUCUAUUCAACGUUUACGGUGCCGGAACGCUUGACGGGCGUCACCGGACGCGAUGUGGUGCAGCCGGGCGUUGGCUCCCAUGUGGAUGGCGAGGAUAAGGUCAAGUACCACAAGUACUAUCAGUGGGUGUGCUUUGUGCUGUUCUUCCAGGCGAUACUGUUCUAUGUGCCGCGCUACCUGUGGAAGUCGUGGGAGGGCGGACGCCUCAAGAUGCUGGUGAUGGAUCUCAAUAGUCCCAUUGUGAAUGAUGACUGCAAAAACGAUCGCAAGAAGAUUUUGGUCGAUUAUUUUAUGGGCAAUCUGAAUCGUCACAAUUUCUAUGCGUUCCGGUUCUUUGUGUGCGAGGCUCUCAACUUUGUGAAUGUCAUCGGGCAAAUCUAUUUCGUGGACUUCUUCCUGGAUGGCGAGUUCAGCACGUACGGCAGCGAUGUGCUCAAGUUUACCGAAAUGGAGCCGGACGAUCGCAUCGAUCCCAUGGCAAAGGUCUUUCCCAAGGUAACCAAAUGCACCUUCCACAAAUAUGGUCCGUCGGGCAGCGUACAGAAGUUCGACGGCUUGUGCGUGCUGCCGCUGAACAUUGUGAACGAGAAGAUCUAUGUGUUCCUCUGGUUCUGGUUCAUCAUUUUGAGCAUCUUGUCCGGCAUAUCGCUGGUGUAUCGCAUUGCCGUUGUGGUUGGACCCAAGCUGCGUCAUCUGUUGCUGCGCGCCCGUUCCCGUCUGGCCGAGAGCGAGGAGGUCGAGAAGGUGGCCAACAGGUGCAACAUUGGCGAUUGGUUCCUGCUCUAUCAGCUGGGCAAGAAUAUCGAUCCAUUGAUCUACAAGGAGGUGAUAGGGGAUCUCUAUCGCGAAAUGGGCGGCGACGGUCAAAGUCCGCAGAAGCAGCCGUUCGAGGCCUAAGUCGGAAUCGGAGUCGGAGUCGGAGUUGGAGUUGGAGUCGGAGCUGGAGUCGGAGUCGGCACCUGGGCCACCCUGUGCUAGGCCAGGCAGCGUGCCAGCGGCCUUGCACGCCGCCAAAUGAAGGAUGAUUUAUUAAAGAGGGCGUGGCCAAUAUUUAAGACAUAUCAACGAAUUGCAAUGCCAAGCGCUUGUGUUUCACAUGUUUUGACCGAUUGCAAAACACCUGAAAACCCGCAGAAGAAGAGCUAAAUGGAAUAUAUAUAUAUAUAUAUAAAAAACUGAUACAACAAAACGACACACCCACAAACAAUGCACGCCCACAACUGCCACCCUCCCCCUCAAGCCGCAGCACAGGCAGCUGUUUUUUGAAGCCAAGGACAAUCAUGAAGAAUUAUAACGGUUAAACUAUAGAAAGCGUAACUGGAACUCUAGAGAUAAUAACGAUAAAAGACAACGCAGAAAAGACACAAGUUGACAAAUGUUUCAAAGACAACAACAACAACAACAACAACAACAAAGUGCAAGCAUUUUUUUUAUACAACAAU
Messenger RNA from Drosophila novamexicana, 2062 nucleotides. Its product is annotated as innexin inx2. The transcript has 2 exons. Gene Ontology annotation, biological process: phototransduction. The record is from RefSeq and is a predicted model, not a curated record. Gene Ontology annotation, molecular function: gap junction channel activity. Bases 414 to 1517 code for a protein of 367 amino acids. Gene Ontology annotation, cellular component: gap junction; plasma membrane. NCBI's taxonomy places the organism in Eukaryota, Metazoa, Arthropoda, Insecta, Diptera, Drosophilidae.